UGUGAACGGGGUCGCAGCUUGUAAACCCUAAAUUUUGGACCCACUGCUUGAAAGUCGUGAGGGGUUCGUAAAAUCAAACCCCCUUUGAAUCGCGCGUCUGGAUCGGGCUCUCGUCGUCGUUGCGUUCCGGAAACUUUCAGCUGUCAGCCAUGAGUUUCCGGUUUCACCAAUACCAGGUGGUGGGGCGGGCCCUUCCAACUGCAACCAAUGAGGCCCCUAAAGCUUACCGCAUGAAGCUUUGGGCGACCAAUGAAGUCCGCGCCAAGUCUAAAUUCUGGUAUUUCCUCAGGAAGCUGCAGAAGGUCAAGAAGGCCCACGGUCAACUCCUCGCGAUCAAUGAGAUUUUUGAGAAGUACCCUACCACUAUCAAGAAUUAUGGUAUCUGGGUGCGUUAUCAGAGUCGAACUGGCUACCACAACAUGUACAAGGAGUACCGUGACCUCACUUUAAAUGGAGCAGUUGAGCAGAUGUAUGACGAGAUGGCUUCUCGUCAUAGAGUACGCUUUCCGUGCAUCCAGAUCAUCAAGACUGGGACCAUUCCUGUUUCCCUCUGCAAGCGUGUCAACACUAAGCAGUUCCAUAAUUCCAAAAUUAAGUUCCCUUUGACCACCCGCAAGAUCCGUCCACCAACUAGGAGUCUGAAGACCACAUACAAGGCUUCUAGGCCCAACACCUUUGUGUAGGCGUAUCUAUGAGAAAGGCCUUUGCCGCACGCAGUAGUAACUAUGCUCAAUUUGUUUGUUCCACGUUGGGGCCUCGUUUUUACCCUUCAGGUAUAUCUGCGUCUUGCUUAAAUGGGGAUACAGCUAUUUAAGCCGCUUUGACAUCAUACCUCUUGAUGUCAUUAAUCACAGCCUCAGAUUGUUGUAACAGCUUCAAAACCAGUCAAUUCAAGCUGUAGUAGAUAUGAUCUUGCAGUUAUCAUGUGAUUUGUGCAGUUACAUAAUUAUAUUGCAGUUUUUGAGCAUUUGGUGCUAUUUUGAUAUGUAAAUCUCUGGCAAUUAGAACCGGAAGGUAGUGUUUUGAACAGGCCAUUUCAAGCUAGAAUUUGUCUGAACUUUGGGAGCUAGGCGAUCUAUUUCUAUGUCUUUAAGCUCUCUCAAAAUAAGUGUUAUUAAUGGCGACAUCAUAACAAAGAUGAUUCAGAAUUUGGCUUA
Physcomitrium patens is the source of this 1157-nucleotide messenger RNA. RefSeq names its product large ribosomal subunit protein eL20. Gene Ontology annotation, cellular component: ribosome. Gene Ontology annotation, molecular function: structural constituent of ribosome. Gene Ontology annotation, biological process: translation. The record is from RefSeq and is a predicted model, not a curated record. Lineage: Eukaryota; Viridiplantae; Streptophyta; Bryopsida; Funariales; Funariaceae.